Molecule: messenger RNA, 1395 nt
Organism: Effrenium voratum
Lineage: Eukaryota; Dinophyceae; Suessiales; Symbiodiniaceae
Source: the annotation of a GenBank genome assembly
AUGUUGAGACCGGAGCUUGUCGCCAUUGCCCUUGCCUUCUGCGUCUCUGGGCGCCCGGAUUGCAGCCCAGGCACCUGCCAAACCCUUCGGCCCUACUUCAAGUGUGAGUUUGACGGGCGGGGCACAGCAGGAGGCGGGAAUACAAUUGCAACAGCGAAGUGCAACCCUGCUACAGACAUUGUAGUGAGAACAAGCUUUCAACUCCCAUCCCAUGUCGACAAUGGCAGCCAGCCACUUUUCUUCAACCGAAUGGAGGCUUUCACAAUCUUGAAAGACCUGCCAUUUUAUUCUGGUGAGGAACGUUUCGUAUUCCAGGCCUUGGCUUAUGGAUUCGCUAAUGAUAAUCGGUACCUCAGACGUUGGAUCGCAAAGGAAGAGAUUCUGCAGGAACACACUUGGCGGGAGCACUUGUUUUGGAAGACGCGACUUGUCUUUGAAGUUGCGUCGCCUGCAGCAGAAUGCCAAUUCUGCAUGCAUGUGUCCCUGCCACUGUAUCAACUGAGCCAAGACGGACCAGAUCAUCAGAAACUCGAACACAAAGCUGAUGAAUUCAUCGUGCAGGUGUCAGUGAUGCAACGGGUUGUGGCCGUGGAGCUUAGCGCUCUCCCGCUGCAAGACCUGCUCCAAUUCCUCAUUGGCUAUGUGCAAGACCUCACUGCUCUGGCACAUGCAAGGAUUUGGCACGAUUGCCACAUCGGCAACGUGCUGAUGCAGCAGCCGGAAGGACAGGAUGUCACGUUCUACUGGCACGAUUUUGCAGGUUCUUCCUUUGGGAAUUCCAAACCAAGAGCAGAGGUGCUACAGGAGUUCAUCAGGAAGAUGAGCGAAACCAUCAAGUUCACGGCAGGCAGACUUCAUGCCCACGAUCCGACGCUGUCGAUUCCGAGCUUGUCCGUGGAUAUAUUCUCCCCGGGCAUCACCGCGGAGAUCUUGCAGAGGCAUCUUCGUGAGUUCAAUUUGGAUGUGCAAAGACAUGUGCUCGGUUGGAGCGGAGAUUUAAGACUUCGCCAGGCAGUUCUUCGCUCACUGGGCAAGGUACUUUCCCCAAGACGUUAUGAGGAAUUGCAGCUGGAGCUGAUGAAAGGCAGUGCCGCCCCGCAACCACCCCCAGCAGUGUGGGUCUGUCAGCUGGGAAGCCCUGAUGGCAAGGACUUUGAGAUCGUCGGCAACGCAUUCAAAAUCACUGCUAGUGUUUCAAAUGUGGAUGAUCUUAAAGAAGCCAUCAAGCAGAAGAAGCCAAAUACAGUGUCUUGUGAUGCAGAUGAACUGGACAUAUACAGCCGGCAGGACGGCCGCUGGGUCAAGGAAGCCAAGAUGUCAGCAAGUCUGCGCGACACAGAUGAGGCAGACUGCUACGGAUUCAUGUUACCAGCUGGAGCUGCUGGAGCCGCAUAG